This is a messenger RNA of Plasmodium gonderi, 2703 nucleotides long. RefSeq lists its product as hypothetical. The transcript is spliced from 6 exons. NCBI's taxonomy places the organism in Eukaryota, Apicomplexa, Aconoidasida, Haemosporida, Plasmodiidae. Bases 1 to 2703 code for a protein of 900 amino acids. Gene Ontology annotation, molecular function: microtubule binding. The record is from RefSeq and is a predicted model, not a curated record.
AUGUACGAAAGAGAUACACAUGCAAAAGUGCCAACAAAUUGUGAUGAAGAAAAAAAGAAAAAAUCCUUGCAUAAAAAUGAAAAAGGUAGAGAUCUCCCUUACUGUGUCAAUUAUGAUAUUUUGGUGAAGUGUUGCAAUGAAAAAAAAAAUUAUGUAGACCUGAACUUGGAAAUUAAUUAUAAUUUAGAAGAAAUAUUAGCGCAUAAAGACAACAUAAAAAGGUGCUUAUACGUGAAUAAUUCAAAAAAUAAGAAUCAUCAACAAAGAAACAAAACAAAUAAUGAUCACUUAAAAAAUAGGAAGCAUUAUUACUAUAACGAUGGGUACCACUCUGUGCACGCAACGGAUGAUAUCCCACCUUUUGUUCAUGAUUCUGUUCAUGAUUCAAUGAAUGUAAGAAAAAAUGAAAGUAUCCAAAUGGGUGGAGAAGAAGAAAAAUAUUUUUAUCCAAAAAACAAUUACAGUGAUGUAGGAAAUACAUCAUCCGAUUCAAGUAAUAGUUAUUGUUCAAAUGUUUCUACAAAUGCGUCAAAAAAUGAAAAGACGAGUUAUAUGAACUUUUCCCAAAGAAUUACAUAUGAUAAUAACAUUUUGGAAAAUGAGCAAAAUUUAUUUCAUAAAAUUAUAUCUCCUAGGGGAAUCAGUGAACAGAGUAAAAAGGAAAAAGAAAAUUUUUCCUUUGACCAUUGGUGCGCGAACACUCCUGCUGCAUCCAAUACACCUGACUCUUAUAUUAGGAUCUCCAAUGAUGAACAAAAUUGUGAACGAAGCACAGGAUACAGGGAAAAAGGUGAUUCUCCUUGUUACUUGAGAGAGAAAUCACAAAUUAGGUUCCCCUUAAGCACCCCUGAUGAAUCUACCUUUACGAGUUUGAAAUUUCAUAAAAUCGAUAGAAGCAUUAGUUACAAAAAAACAGAAGAUGAAAUACUAAAUAAAUACGAAAAAAUAAUUAAAAUUAUGAAGUAUUUAAGACGAAUAAAAACCAAGUAUCCAAAAAUCGAAACAGCAGUCUCAAUUCUGUCUAAUCAUAUUAAAAAUGUUACUUUCAAUUGUGAAAAAAUGUUUGAUUCUAGACAAGGGUUAAAUGAUUUCCUAAAAAAAAUUUACAUUUAUCAGAUAUACCUCCUCAAAAAAGUUAUUUUUAAAAAUCCAAAGGGUAAAACGAAUUUAGACUCGAUCGAAUGCAGUUAUGAAAAAAUGUCGACUCGUAAAGAGCAGUUGGGUACGAGGGAUCACCAACACUUAAGACAGUAUUCAGCAGUUCCCAAUGGCUACAAUAUAGUACCCCAGUUUAUGAUUCAGCAGUUAGGGACAAAUAAACCCGUGAAUAUACCAAAGAAUGCGCACACUGAAAAUAUAAAUGAUGAAGAUUAUUUUCAUUUUAAGAAAAAAGAAAAAUGUGAUGAAUGGAAAUAUAAAAAACUAGACAAAGUUAUGCAAAGAGUGGUAACUGAGAAAAAUAAAAUGAAAAUGCGCCACAGUCUUAGUGAAGAAGAAAUCACAAAAGAUGAUAAAUUCAAUAAUGAAAAAAGAAAAAAUAAGUAUAAAUAUAGAGACAAUAAAAUAUAUAAAGAACAUGAAAAACAGACACUUGACGAAUAUAUGGCAGAAAGUAAAAAGAGUUUAACGCACAAAUUCACCAAUCUAUACGCAGAUGAUACAGACAAAACUUCUGCCUAUUAUUCCAAUUUGAAAGAUAAAUAUAAGGAAGCUCUAAAAAAUCACAUGCACUCAUGUAGUGAAAAUGUCCAUGGGAAAAAAAAAAAAAAAAAAAACAAUAAAAAAAAAGAACAUAUUAUACAUGAUGAUACUUUGCAUAGCAUAAAUUAUUAUCAGAAAAGUGAAAAUUUUGCAAAAUCAAAUGAAAUAGAUAUUCUACCUGAAAAUCAUAUCUUACGACAAAAGCCAAAUAAAGUGCCACAUUAUUUGGGUAAUAAACGAAGCACGUCAUUUGAUAUAAAUUCGAAUGAAUAUGAAUCAAAAAAGGCAAAUGCAGAAGAAUUUCAUAGGAACUUCCCUAGAUAUAAUACACGAAAUGUUAUCUGCAAGGGGAGGAGUAACUUAAGCGACGUUUUAAAAAACAACUACCUAAAUGUCGUCCAUGUGCAGAAGGAAUGUAGGGAAAAACAUGGAAAAAAAUGUCUAGAAGAAUAUGAGUCAACUGGUGAUCCAAAGGAUGAAUCUCCAAAUGGACUAAAUUUACAUACGCUUAAUUUAGCAAGUGAUAAUAUGUCGAUCCGAAGAAACUUAUCAAAAGAUGAAUAUUGUAGAAUCCGCUUUGUGGACAAAGAGAAGAAUAAUAAAAAAACACAUGUGUUGUUUUAUGAUAUAAAUAAAGAGCUAAGUGCAAUUUCGAAUCGGGAUUCCAUUACACACGCGCUAAAGCACGCCCUUCUAAAUAAGCCCCAGAGUUUCACGGUUCUGCAAAAUUUCUUAUUCAAAAUUGACGUCGAGAUGGUAGAGUAUAAAAACUUUAUCCUACUGCUAACUCGGAACAUAAAAAAGCCACAUUUGGAAGCCCUGUAUGGCUUAAAUGAUUUUUCGAUAUUUGAAAAGGUAUAUGGGAAGAAGGUAGCCCCCCGAUUUUUAGUAUCCAAGAAGGUUAAAACAUUUUACAAAUAUGAUAUGUUUUACAGAAGGUUUAAGGAACUUACAAAUGUAAGAGAUUUCAGCGGAAUAACUGAUGCAGUUGAGUUAAUUUAA